UCAAAUUGAGACGUUUCGUCUUUAUUCUAAAGACAUCAUCAGUCAACUGAUGCACAAAAAAUAACUUCUAACAUAGAAACAGACAAUAAAACACGUGUAGAACAUAAAAUAUUUUCCUUUUGUUUUUUACUCUCCUUCUAGAUCAUAUAUAGUAUGAUUCAUCUCAAAAAACAUUCACCAUAAAAGUCUUUUGGGAAUAUAUAGUUCUUAUUCCCUUUUUUGUAUGAAUGUCCAUGAGUACUCUCUUUUAUCUCUCUCUUUAAUUUAUGAGAUUCUACAGCGAGUAUUCCUGAAUUCCAAUUAGUUCUAUGUCCACUUGCCAACCCAUGAACGGCUAUCCUUGAGAAACCUUGCCCAUAAAAUGCUUGCUGAUGUUCUUCUUUUCUUUUCUUCUCUCCUCUCGCCGUCUGGUAUUAAAACAGCCACAACAGUCAUACUUAUACACUACUCUAUUCUCAUUGAUCGUGUUCUUAUACGUUCGUCCAAACACCGAAGAGAGAGUAUAUCUUGCUUUAAAGCCGAAAGUCACCAUUUUCAUCGGGUGAGAAAGAAGCUUUUUCAAUUGAUUUGCCAGGAUUAAUGAGCGUUCUCCAUAAUAAGGCAUAGAGAAAUAGUACCGUUUAAGAUUAGGCUGAAUAGGUUUUUGUACAGUCUUGUACAGUUUGUACAGUCUUGUUGUUUUUGUACAUAUCUUUCUCACCCGAUGAAAAUGGUGACUUUCGGCUUUCUACACGUGUUUUAUUGUCUGUUUCUAUGUUAGAAGUUAUUUUUUGUGCAUCAGUUGACUGAUGAUGUCUUUAGAAUAAAGACGAAACGUCUCAAUUUGAAAUGGUCAUUUCAACAUGUAAAAAGGUGAUUUUAAUCUUGAUUUUUGCCAUAAAAUGUUUCACCUUAAACAAGGAAUCAAUCCUUAACUCAUUUUACUGUUCUAUCCUUAUUGUACAUGGAGACAUUUUAUCAAAAGUUAGAUUCUCAUAUACAAAACCUCUCUGAGCGAUAUCGUUCAAAGUACACAAUAAGACAAGAAACGUAUGAUGAUAUGCUAACAGUUUUGAAAUACAGUAAAGCUAAUUUACAGUUUAACACAGUUUAAAUUUUGGAUUAAAAAGAAUUUUAAAUUAGUGAAAAUUAAAAGAGUACAAAGUAGGAGAUAUUGUUGGUUUGAAAAUAGAUAAAGUUGAUCGUUCAAAUGUUACGUCCACAGUUUUACCAUGUAAAGUUGUUUCUAUUCAAUCCACAACAAAUGGUACUACAGAUGGAAUUAUGUAUAAACUAUGUACGACAGCUAGUGUUAUUUCAACAGGGCACAGUAGCGAAGAUUUAUUAAAUCUGACAGCAUGUAAUUUUUCUGAUUUACGUUUAAUUAAUCCAAGCAAUUUACCACAAUUAACUUUCAUACAAGCAUGUAAAGAGUAUGCAAAUCUAGGUAUUUUAAGUUGUAAUUGCAAAUCAACGUGUUCAACCAAAGCUUGUCCAUGUAAAUCUAAAGGUGUUUUAUGUUGUACAAAGUGUCAUUCAAAGAAAAAAUGUCGAUGUUUGAAUAUUUAA
Molecule: messenger RNA, 1548 nt
Organism: Didymodactylos carnosus
Lineage: Eukaryota; Metazoa; Rotifera; Eurotatoria; Philodinida; Philodinidae
Source: the annotation of a GenBank genome assembly